AUGAACUUCGGCGGCUUCACACCUAUAGGUCUCCGGUUCCAGCCCUCCGAGGAAGAGAUGCUGAGUCACUACUUGGAGAACAAGAAUCAGCGCAAGGACUCCCAGUUCACGGCCAAUAUCAUCCCUGAGAUCAAUGUCUUGAAGCACGAGCCUCACGACAUACCAGCACUGGUGUUCGCAAUGGCGGGGUUUCUGGAAAGGGAGUGGUUCACAAUGGCGGACUCUCCGGGCAUGGCGUGGCACUUCUUCAGUCCAAGAGUUUUUAAGCACAGCAAAAGCAAGAGCAAGAAACAAAGCACUCUGAUCAACAGGACUACAGGGGAAGGCAACUGGAAGAAGCAAGGCAAUGACUACAGAAUCACUGGGGCCAAUUCUAAUAAGCAGAUCGGGGGGAAGAGGAUCUUGACCUUCUACCAUUCGGAAAAGGGCAAGACUGACUGGGUUAUACAUGAGUAUUAUCUCACUGAUGCCGAUUCUGGUCAGCAGAUUGGGGACUAUGUUCUCUGUCGCUUGCAGAACAACCAAUUGAAGAACAACCGCUCGAAGAAGAUAUCGAGCAAGUCUAAUCAUGAUCAGCAUACUCCGGGAGGUAAGCCUAGUAGCGGUAACUGCAGUAUGGCCCCCGGCGUUGACGAUCAAGCAUCCAAAGAGAUGAGAAAUGUUCUUCCAACUCCCCAUGGCGAUGCUGAUGAAUCUGAACAUGAUGGCUGUAGCUGCAAUAUGGCCAUUAAUUUUAAAAAUCAAGCGUCCAAACGGCUGGAAGAUAUUCUUCCCAUUUCUAAUGGCAUUCAUGAUGACACUGAGGAUGGUGGUAACAGCUGCCACAUCGCCUCUGGUUUCAAAUAUGGAGGUACCGAAUAUGGUAAGCUUACAGAAGCGGAAGAAUACCAGGCAUUCGUGGUGCUGACAGAUGCUGUUUGUGAAUCUGAUGGCAAUGAGAAAGAACUUAAAGGCUUGCAAACUGAUUCUUGUCAUAUAGAUAAGAAUGACCUUUCGGCCUCUCUUGAAGGUCAAUCUGAUAGCUAUAAUUCACCUGAUUCUGAGAUGGUUGAAGGGCUACUUCAUGAGCCAGAAAACCUGGUCUUACUCCAUCUGCCUUUGUCACCUCAACUGCAGUCACCAAUGUACACAAAGCCGGGAAAUUCCCUGUUCCUUGAUGAGGAAUGUCGUAAGAGGAAAUAUCCAUUUGGAGAUAGUGACCCUUCUCUUACGAAGAAGAAUCAUAUUGAUGAAAUAGGCUCUGAACAUGAUGGUUCAGAUGGGAUUUCAGAGGGAUAUUCUCAAGGAGAGCAUCUGGGGUCUGUACCAUUUCAGUCACAGAACCGAUUAUCAAUAAACAGAGAACCGAGAGAUUUUCCCCAUGACAAUAAUUUUAUUGAAUGGGAUGAUUUGGAACCUUUAUUUGAAGGUUUUGACUCUUCUCUCGCAAAGUUCUCAGAUACAAUUAUUGAUGGAGGUAUUAGUGACAAAAACAUCGAAAAAAUGCAACGACGAACGAUUGUUCUGCAUUAG
This is a messenger RNA of Argentina anserina (silverweed cinquefoil), 1512 nucleotides long. RefSeq lists its product as uncharacterized. Lineage: Eukaryota; Viridiplantae; Streptophyta; Magnoliopsida; Rosales; Rosaceae. The record is from RefSeq and is a predicted model, not a curated record. Bases 1 to 1512 code for a protein of 503 amino acids. Gene Ontology annotation, biological process: regulation of DNA-templated transcription. Gene Ontology annotation, molecular function: DNA binding. The transcript is spliced from 4 exons.